ACAAUGCCUAAUGAUGAGUAUUUGUUCUGAAUCUUAUUGAGUCAAUUGCUCAUUUCUAAUUAAACAUUUUGACCAUUUAUUUUGGUCAUGGAAUGGAAAGAGCUUAUCUUUCCAUUGUCUUUGUCUGUCUUUGUCUAUAUCUGACUGCCUUCCUGUCACUCACACUAAACAUCAGCCAAAAGACUAACCAAUGCCAUAUUCUUAUCCCAUGGCUUUUAAAUAUUAUGUAGAGCAAUCUAAAAUAUUUUUUCCCUGAUCUUGCUGUCGGAACAGAUUUGGUUUAGGUAGAGAAUGUCAAGCAAAGUCACAGAGAAAAUGUUUUAUGCUGUUUCAUCAUAGGAAUACAGGAAGUUUGAUGACCUCUUGUGUUUUUGUCCUGCAAUUUUUGCAUCUGUUCAUAAACAAACAAUGGCCUCUGACAGUUUAGCUUUUAAUCUAUCUUGAAUACAAGCCUAUUUUCAAGCACAUGUUUGCAGGCUUCUUAACAAUGUUUGCAGGCAGGAAAUCAUGCAUUAUUCCCUAAGGUUACUUUGGAAGACUUACCAAAAAUUCUGAAUUGGAUUUCAUUCCAUACUUUAACCUGAACACUCUGAUGAAAAUUUGCUUUGCUAUAAACUUUUCCUUUGUAGCUGUGUUGGUCAGAUGGUAGUCCUGCUGGAAGUGGAAAGUUCACCUCUGUCUCAUGUCUAUGUAGUCCAUAGAAGAUUUUCACUCAGAAUCAGCCUACAUUUAGCUUCAUCUAACUUCCAAGGCCUUGAUAAAUAAUCCUCACUGCAUCAUACCACCACCACCACCAUGUCUUGCAAAGGAUAACUUUCAAUGUUUCUUUUCUAUAACACAAAGCAUUUUGAACACAAAUAUUUCAAUUCUGUUAUAGAGAAAAAAAUUUCCAACUAGAGCAGGACUUCUUAUUGUUUUGUUUUUUUCACUAUUCCAUACAUGGCAUUUUUUCGUAGCGCAGCACCUGAGCUUUAGACCUCUGCAACUCCUCAUGAGUCACUUUGAGUCUAUUGGCUGUUUUCCUGAUUAAAGCUCUACUUGCCCAGCCUGCUAGUUUAAAUGGACUGCCAUAUCUGGUUAGGUUUGCAAUUGUGCCAUACCUUUUUUUCAUGUUUGGAUCUUGGAUUGAAGAAGUGCUCUUUAAGAUGUUUGUAGAUUAGAAUAUAGUUUUACAACCCACCCCUACACCUCACCUUUAUUGCUUUCUUGGCUGAUUUGAUCCACAGUAUUCUUCUAAAAUUACAAUAUUAAACUGAAUCAAUCAUAACAUAAUGUUCCACCAUAUCUGUCUCAGUAGUUGAUUGAGGAAUGAAGGACUGUAACACUGAAAUAUGAGUUUUCUGCAUUCUUUCUUGUCUUCUGUGAUGCUCUCCUGAUCCAUUCUGUCUGAUAUCAGGCAGCCCACCAUGCGCCACUAAAUUCACUCACUGACACAAUUUGAAAAACGUGCAUACUAUUAAUCCUCUCAGAAGCUGUUCAGGGAAUGUGUGUCUUCCCACUCACUUUUGUAUUUUUGCAAGAGUUUUCCCUUCAGAGGACAUAGUGGAAUAUCUGGUGGGCAUUUCAACGUCCCAGAUGAUGAGAGCAGCCCAGUCCAGGUGUUUUGUGGGUCCAGGACCAUUUUGGUGCCAUGAACACAAUUAUUUGUGGCGUCCCCAAAUGGGAAUGAUCAAUUCUCUAACUUUCAUUGUAUUUCUCUGUAUUUGGUGGAGGACGGUUAAGGCUAAAGAGCAGAUUUCAAGUGGGAUUGACACAAGGACACAAUUCAAGUGCAAUGAAUUAAAUGUGACAAUGGGGAGUCUAAUAGAGAGCUAGUGUCAUCACAUAAACUGUUGUCAGCAUAAGACAUGCUGCUUUUACGUGCUUGAUGAAGACACCUAAAAACAAAGGUCUGACUUUUCAAAGGAAACUGAACCUUAUAAUCACGACAGGUUUUGUUUUAUUGAGAAGAUUAACGAGGAGGAGAUGACUAAAAAACAGACAAUCCUCAAAGUCUGCAGAAGUUUUUCCUCAUCAAAUAGUUAUUUUAGAUUAGCAGACAAACUGUUAGAGUAAAUCACUCUUGAAAUAGGCAUCAUUUAGCAAGUCUUUGUUGCUUUUGUAUUCAUUUUUGGAUGGUUUUCAUUUGUUUAAAGCUGUAUGCUGUUGUUGCAAUUAAUAACUGCAUGUAAAAUGAUGCCUUGCUACGUUUUUACAACAGUAAAAUUAUGACCGUGAUUUAUUGUGGCCGGUCUCCUUCAGGGUGAGUGUACUCACAAACUGGGCAAAUAACAAGAGAAAGAAGCUGCAGGUGUAACCACAGGAGAACAGAGCUGAAUGCACACACAAGUUGACUCAGAUUAAUACUUAGCUGCUGCUGUAGACAUUUGGAUUUCUUAUAGGGAUAUAUGUACCUAUGCAACACGCGAAUUAAAACAUCUUUUUAAUUUAAAAAGACAAAUUAAAACCAUGUAGCCUUUCCUUUUCAUAUCACAACUUUGCACUAAUGUGUUCUGAUCAAUCAUAUCAGAUCCAAAUAAAAUAUAUUGAUGUUUGUAAAUCUAAACUUGAAAAUAUGGGCUAUGAAUACUUUUGAAAGGAACCCUGUUAUAUAUAUGAAAAAAUGAGGAGUGGUGUGGUCUUGAACCAAGAGGUGUUUAAAUGUCAAAGUUUGUAACGUUUUGAUCUUUAAAUAUGUCAGUACGUUGGAUUUAUACAUUUCAUUUAUACAUGUCAUUUAUUAUUUAAUCAUGUCCAUUCAUGUGUUUUGUCUUUGCAUUGUUAGCCAUUAAUGCCUUUUGUUUGCCCAAAGCUGUUGCAUGGAGUUUUUAACCAAACUAGUAUGUUAUGUAUGUUUUCUCUUAUAUAUAUAAAAAAAGAUCUGGGGUGAAGAUGUGGGUGAAAGCCCAAAAAUAGCUUUCCUAACAGUUAGAUGUAAUUCUGUCACUCUUAGUUAACUGAUUUGCAGCUGGCAUCAUCAGAAAUUCUAUACUAACAGACUGUAAAUAAAAGAUAAAAAAUGUUCUCCAUGAGGAACCCAUUUUUGUCUAACGCAAAAGGCACACAGCAUUUAACCCUUCUCUUUUUGUUCUACUUGAUCUGCUUUUUAGUUCUAUAUUUCCAUCGAGAAAUAAUCAAUCCAUCCCUGAACAAUCCCUGUGCAUUCCUAAUACGAACCUCAAUCACGUAUGAUUGCGUUAAAAGAGUUAGCGAGGGAGAGAGAGAGAGAAAGGGGAGAGAGAGAGAAAGGGAGGCAGAAAAGGGGGAGACUGUGGACCAUUCAGCCCUCGUCGGCGAUGUAACUCACCGACUGCGUUUGGAAGAGAAAAAAAACCCUCCUUUAUUAUUUGUGUGCUACAACAAAAAUCACUUUUGUUUCAACUAAUUGUUGCUCCUCAGACACAAAUCGCUCCCCGCUGGCUUCAUUUCCAGCGCUGCAGCAUCCUUGCAGAGUAAAGCCUCUGCUGCCGAUUCCUUUUUUUUUUUUUUUUUUCCCAGACUGCGUUUAGAGGUACCAUCGACGGAACAGAGAACUGGGCUCAAAUGGGCUCCUGUCUGAACCGGCGGCGGACGGUCUCAUUGUUCAAUGUGCGCGGAGGUGACGAUGUGAAACAACAACCAAAGGAAGUUAGGACAACCUUGUUUCUUCUUUUCGCACGCAGAGGCGCGCAUUACUUGGCUUUAGGUGGACACCCAUAAUUAAAGAGGCGUCAGGGACGGACCUGCUGUGCAGAGGAGGAUUUGCGCUCGUUUGACGCGGCGCCGUUCACCUGGAAUACCUGAGGCUCUCCAAUGACAACGCAGCUGCACCGACCUCCGAACACUGUUGCAUGUUUUCACGCCUCAUAUUCCGGCCCCCAGCGGCCCUGCCCGUAGGUUUAUGGUUUAUGUCCCUGGAUCGGUAAGUGCUGAUUUCACGCUUCCCCCCACCCCCCGGGUGCGACCGAAACUCAGAACAGUUACAUGCAACUGUCUCCUCAAAGACGGUGCAUGGCAUGCAAGCAAACGAUGCGCGGGACUCACAGGAUUUUCUGAUCAGGAUGACAUUUAGUUAAAAACUCACGGCGGACCGAGACCCAGAAGCGACGUUCUAUAUUCUGUCCCGUGUGCUCGUGUACCACGCAAAGGGGAGCGCAUUCAGACCCGACCUCUGCCGGCGGCGACUAUAGACUCUUUCUUUGCUGAUCGGGUUCGGGCAGAUGGCUGCUAUCGCCAGCUCCCUGAUCCGGCAGAAACGCCAGGCGAGGGAAUCCAACAGCGACCGCGUCUCCACUUCGAAACGUCGCCCCAGCCCCAGCAAAGACCCCCGCUCUCUCUGCGAGAGGCAUUUCUUGGGGGUCUUCAGCAAAGUCCGUUUCUGUAGCGGCAAGAAAAGACCCGUUCGGCGGCGACCAGAUGCACCCUUGAAACCUCCACAGGUGUCCCAUAAGGGCUGCAGGCUAGAGCCACAGCUGAAAGGCAUCGUGACGCGACUGUUCAGCCAGCAGGGCUUCUACCUGCAGAUGCAGCCGGAUGGGACCAUCGACGGCAGCAAGGACGAGAACAGCGACAACACCCUGUUUAAUCUUAUUCCCGUGGGUCUGAGAGUGGUGGCCAUCCAAGGGGUGAAGAGCGGCUUUUACAUCGCCAUGAAUGGCGAGGGCAUGCUCUACAGCUCGGAGGUGUUCACACCAGAGUGCAGGUUUAAGGAGUCAGUUUUUGAAAACUACUAUGUGAUCUACUCGUCCACUGUGUACCGGCAGCAAGAGUCGGGCAGGGCAUGGUUCCUCGGCCUCACAAAGGAGGGACAAGUCAUGAAAGGCAAUCGGGUCAAGAAAACUAAGCCCUCAUCUCACUUUGUGCCCAGGCCUAUUGAAGUUUGUAUGUACCGGGAGCCGUCGCUGCAUGAGAUAGAGGACAAGCACCGCUCCAGGAAGAGCUCAGGGACUCCCACCAUGAAUGGAGGGAAAGCUGUCAAUCAAGACUCCACAUAGCAUCAGUUACAGGGACUUCCAGCUGGGGGUAGGGGAGGGUCGGCCUCAUCCUGACUCAGGGCGAAGGGGCCAAGUUGAAAAAAUAAACCUCACCGCUCCCCCUGAGAGAUCUGGACCUCCAUACUCUUUUUAAACAAAAGAGGGCGUGGGACAGCUGCAAGGAGCUAUUACUGUACAACUAAGACAACAAAAACAAAACUGAACUCUUGCCUGUGAAAAUGUUUUAGAUAUCUAUAUAUAUAUAUAUAUUUAAAUAUAUAUAUUCUUGACCAACAUUUUAUGCAAAACUGAGAAAAAGGCUGUGAAAACAAAGGAUUUGUGGUCUCUACAUAUAUUCAAAUAUCUGUUAUUUUUAUUUUAUGUUGUGAAAAACAAGCUUUAAUACAUGUUCAUUUUUCAUUCUUUUUUCCUAAACAUUGUUGCACUUUUAUCCUUUAUUGCGUUGUUGUUGUUGUUGUGAAAGAUAUCCCAAGCCAUUAUCAUUAUAACCAUCAUUACUAUUUUAUUGAGUGGGAUCCCAGUUACUAUGAGGGUAAUAGUGGUUCAGUUCUCUUGACCUUUUUCAGUUAUUCAUGAGUAUUUUUUUUCUUACUAGAGCAUCUUGAAUGCAAGGUCAAAGGUCAAGGCUGAAAGUUACAAAUGGAGGGAUGUAAUUUACUCAGGUGUGUACUGUAAGUUAGACCAAUGUGACUCAUGGGGAAUGUACUCCCCUGUUUUCCUGCUGUAGCAGGACAGAACUACAUCAAGCAAUAUCAUAAAGGGCAAUCUAGAAUGUUUUUAAAGGAUUGUAAUAGCAAACUGACAACACAUUGCUGUGGCUGGUGUACUAGUCUGUACAAGUGACUGACAAAGAAAGUUGCAUAAGGUGGUAAAUGUAAGAAUAGGGAUUUACUAUACAGUUAUAACAUGAUAAGAAAGACGGGUAGUGUUUGUGCAAAGUCAUGUGCGAACUUUACAACAUUAAACAAAGUAGAUUUCUCCUGCAACGGACUGGCUAAUUGUCCAGGGUGUACCCCGCCUCUCGCCCAUUGACCGCUGGCAAUAGGCCCCAGCACCCCCAGCGACCAUACAAAGAUGAGCGUGUUAGAUAAUGGACAAAUGGAGAAAUGGUUAGAUUUCUCUCCAUCCAUAAGUUGAAAGGCCAGUAACAAACCUUAUCAGUUAUCAAGAGAUGCUGUUAGCUAUAACAAAUCACAAAAAAUAUAACUCCAUAUACUGCUUAAGAGCUAUUGGACAAAUCAAGACGUUUUCUCUGACUGAAGAUUUUAUCUUGUUUGCUUAGGGUGACAGAAAAGCAACAUUUUGUUUAGCAGGCUUAGUGGUGAAUUUCUUAACUUUCAAGAAUUUUAAGUUCUAGAACUCCCUUUACAUUCAUUGUGAAAUCAUUAGAGAUCUUUUAAUACAGAUGGACGGGUGCCUGACUGUUUAAUAAAUCGCCAAUUUGUCAUGCAAAUAUUUUAACAGAAUUAUGUUACUGCUUUUCAAUCACAGUGAAAACUGAAGGUUUGAUUGAGCAACCGAACACGAAAUGAGCCAUUUGUUGCAUUAUGACAAAGAGUUUAUUUUUCAUACAUCUACACACUUAGAGGGCUGUGAUCUGACUGGUACACCUCAUACUGUGUACGCUGCUACGCUCAUUCCUAGCCUCCUUUUUUAGUUUAUCUAUCUCAGGAAGUCUCACAGUUGUUUCGGUGAUGGAGCCUGACUUUUAAAAAAAAAUAAAUAAAUAAUGGCUGCUUAAGGUUCAGCUCUAAUUGCACAAAGCCGGGCGAUUUGGCAUGGAGGUGGAUGAUGCACAG
This is a messenger RNA of Xiphophorus hellerii (green swordtail), 6751 nucleotides long. It is a transcript of the gene fgf12a, whose product is annotated as fibroblast growth factor 12a. NCBI's taxonomy places the organism in Eukaryota, Metazoa, Chordata, Actinopteri, Cyprinodontiformes, Poeciliidae. The coding region runs from base 4179 to 4952 and encodes 257 amino acids. The transcript is spliced from 6 exons. The record is from RefSeq and is a predicted model, not a curated record. Gene Ontology annotation, molecular function: growth factor activity.